Messenger RNA from Salvelinus namaycush (lake trout), 2460 nucleotides. RefSeq names its product protocadherin gamma-C5-like. Gene Ontology annotation, biological process: homophilic cell-cell adhesion. Gene Ontology annotation, molecular function: calcium ion binding. The record is from RefSeq and is a predicted model, not a curated record. The transcript has a single exon. Bases 1 to 2460 code for a protein of 819 amino acids. Gene Ontology annotation, cellular component: plasma membrane. NCBI's taxonomy places the organism in Eukaryota, Metazoa, Chordata, Actinopteri, Salmoniformes, Salmonidae.
AUGUGGAAUAGACUUCCCGUGUGGCAGGUGCUGCUAUGGUGGCAUCAUUUAUUUCUCUUGUGGAGUACAAUAGACGGACAGACUCGCUACACCAUCUCGGAGGAACUGAAACAGGGCUCUGUGGUAGGAAAUCUAGCCAAAGAUCUGGUUUUGGGACUAUCUGAGAUUUAUCGUCGUAAAUUACGAAUAACCUCGGAAGCUGGUAAGCAGUAUUUCAGUGUGGAUCUGGGGAAAGGAGAGCUGGUCGUCUGUGAGAGGAUAGACAGAGAGGAACUGUGUGGACAAAGAGUUCCGUGUAUUUUGCCUUUGGAGAUAGUGAUUGAAAAUCCCUUGCAGCUUCACCGAGUUGAUAUUGAAAUACAGGAUAUCAAUGAUAAUUCUCCCAGCUUUCUCACCAAAGAAAAAGUAUUAAAGAUUGCAGAGUCAAUAAACCCAGGAGCAAGAUUUCCACUCGAAAGCGCACUGGAUCCUGAUGUCGCUGCGAAUACAAUACGCUCAUACAGCAUUAACAAAAACGACAAUUUCAAAUUGAAUGUCAAAAAUCACAAGGAUGGUAGCAAAACCCCAGAACUGGUCCUUGAAAGGUCUCUCGACCGGGAGAAGCAACCUGUUCAUAAGCUCAUUCUCACCGCUGUAGAUGGGGGUGAUCCAGUGCGUUCAGGAACCUCUGAGAUUAGUAUCAUGGUACUUGAUAUUAAUGAUAACGCACCGCAGUUUGAGAGACAACUUUAUGAGGCUAAUGUUAACGAAAAUGCUGCACCUGGCACUCAGAUUUUACGAGUAAAAGCGACAGACCCGGACGAGGGACUAAAUGGGAAGAUAGAGUAUGCAUUUGGAGAACAGACGCCAGACUCAGUGACUGCAUUGUUUGAUAUAGAUUCUUCGACAGGAGUGAUUGUAAUAAAAAGACAACUCAACUAUGAGCAGACGAGCUUAUAUAAAUUUGACAUCGUCGCUAAAGAUAAAGGCAACCCGGAUAUGGACGGGCAUUGUGAUGUUGAAUUUAAAAUGAUUGAUGUUAAUGACAAUAUUCCAGAGAUAAUUGUGACGUCUCUAACGACACCUGUUCCAGAAGAUUCACCUAUCGGAACCGUGAUAGCUUUGAUAGGCGCUAAAGACUCCGACUCGGGGGACAAUGGGAAGGUGCGGUUAAGCGUGUCACCAAAAUCUCCAUUCAAGUUGAACCCGUCCGUAUCCAAGCAUUACACACUGGUAACUAAUGCUCCUCUUAACCGUGAGCGUUACUCGCAGUAUAGUAUAGAAAUCAGUGCCAGUGAUUCAGGGAAACCCCCUUUAUCCAGCAAGAAAACAAUCAUUGUUGAUGUGUUAGAUGUGAAUGACAAUCCACCGCUGUUCUCUCAGCCCUCGUACACAGUGUACGUGAAAGAGAAUUACGCACCAGGGAAACUACUAUGUUCAGUCUCCGCCACUGAUUCCGACCUGGGGGAUAACGCGAAGACCUCCUACUCCAUCCUAGAGUCCAAAGUGCAGGACGUGUCUGUGUCCUCCUACGUGUACAUAAACUCUGACAACGGUAGUAUCUACAGCAUGCACUCGUUUGACUAUGAGAAACUAAAGGUGUUUCAGAUUCUGGUGCAGGCCAUGGACCACGGCUCUCCCUCUCUGAGCAGCAACGCCACAGUCCAUGUUUUUAUCCUGGACCAGAACGACAAUGCCCCCGCUGUUAUUUACCCCUCCGCUGCCCUGGGCUCGCUCUCUCACCAGAAGAUGCCCCGCUCCGCUAAAGCAGGCUACCUGGUUACUAAGGUAACGGCCGUGGACGCAGACUCGGGCCAUAACGCCUGGAUCUCAUAUAAACUGGUGGAGGCCACAGACACGUCUCUGUUCAGUGUCAAUCUUUACACGGGGGAGGUGAGGACGAAACGCGCUGUGUCCGAGCAGGACGACUCCUCUCAGAGGCUACUUAUAGAUAUACAGGACGACGGGGUGCCAGUCCAGUCCGCCACGGUCACAUUGGCCAUACUGGUAGAGGACGGGCUCCACGAACCCAUCUUGGAUCUCCGGCAGAAAACUCCAGAACCCAGUAAGAAAAGCGGGAGAAUCACCCUGUAUUUGAUCAUCUCUCUGGCCUCGGUGUCCGUGCUGUCUCUGGUGACUUUUGUCAUCUUAGCAGUCAAGUGCGUUAGAAACAGCAGGAGCAGCGGUAGUUGCUGCAUGAGACGGGACGACUUGGACGGCUACAAGAACCCCAACAGAAACCUGCAGAUUCAGCUCAACACUGACGGGCCGAUUAAGUACGUGGAGGUCCUGGGAGAGGAUAUGUUGUCUCAGAGUCAGUCCUUCAGGUCAUAUCUCUCUCCCAUGUCAGAGUUCAGUGAUUUUACCUUCGUUAAGCCCAGCAGCACCACUGACUUUAAGGAGAUGAUCAACGUCCUAGACGCGUCUUUACCUGACAGCGCCUGGACCUUUGAGAGCCAGCAGGUGAGAAGUGACGUAUAA